AUGCUGUGGGAUGUAGAACAAUCGAAGUACGUGCCCAAGGCCAUCGACGGGGUCUACCGGGUUGAUGACGGGCUCAGCCCGGAGUUCCUUCUCGGCGCCGGCUCCGCGUUCUUCAAUGCUGUGUUCUCAGUGACGUUCCUGGCCGACCUCGCGACGUUCGCGAGCGCGCAAGGCAUCCAUGUCAUGCUGUACUCGGGCGAAAAUGAGUCACUCAACAUGACCUUCGGUGGCACUGAAGGCUCCACCCGGCGGCUGUCCAUGGCCUCGCAAGAUGAUAGUGGCGCGCUCGCCGGCAUCGUCCGCGCUGGACGUGUGUCCUCUCCCUCCACACUGGCCACCUCGUCCCUCAAGCCGUCGGGGGAUUAA
Messenger RNA from Epithele typhae, 366 nucleotides. RefSeq lists its product as uncharacterized. The transcript has 6 exons. The coding region runs from base 1 to 366 and encodes 121 amino acids. Lineage: Eukaryota; Fungi; Basidiomycota; Agaricomycetes; Polyporales; Epitheliaceae. The record is from RefSeq and is a predicted model, not a curated record.